GGGCGCAGAGCAUCCCUCACUGCAGAGCAUCCAGUGGCUACUGAGCAUCUCCCUCAGCAGAGCAUCCUCUGGGCACGGAGCAGGAGACAGAUUCACUGCUGCAUGUAGAUACCCCAAGACAGAUCAGUGAAAACGUGAGACUGCUCCAGGAAGAUGCAGCACCGAGGCCUUCAUCUGUCUGCGCUUCUCCUCAGCGCUCUGCUGCACUGUGCUGCUUCUAACAAGGGUAACAAGCACAAGCCAUGGAUAGAGGCGCAGUACCAAGGGAUAAUCAUGGAGAAUGACCACACUGUGUUGCUUAACCCUCCCCUGUUUGCUCUGGACAAAGAUGCCCCACUGAGAUAUGCAGGUGAGAUUUGUGGAUUCCGGAUUCAUGGCUCUGGUACCCCCUUUGAAGCUGUGGUUCUAGAUCGGACAACGGGAGAAGGGCUGAUAAGAGCCAAGGGCCCUGUAGACUGCGAGGCCCAGAGGGAGCACACCUUCACUAUCCAAGCACAUGACUGCGGAGAGGGGCCUGAUGGGGUGAACAGCAAAAAAUCUCACAAGGCCACAGUUCACGUGCGCGUGAAUGAUGUCAAUGAAUUUGCCCCGGUGUUUGGAGAACGGGUUUUCAAAGCCUCAGUCACUGAGGGGCGAAUGUAUGAGCGGGUUCUACGGGUGCAAGCUUGGGACCAGGACUGUUCUCCCCAGUACAGCCAAGUCUGCUUCUACCAGAUACUCACUCCCAAUGUGCCCUUCACCAUUGACAAUGAUGGCUACAUAAAGAACACACAGCCACUGCAGGCCAGCGGGGAGAAGUUGAUCCGAUUUACAGUCACGGCCUACGACUGCGGCAAGAAGAGAGCUGUUGAGGACGCAGAAGUUGAAAUACAAGUCAAACCAACUUGCAAACCGAGCUGGAAAGGCUGGAACAAACGCAUUGAGUAUGUGCCUGGUUCCGGCAGCUUGGCCUUGUUUCCCAACAUUCAUUUGGAGACGUGCGAUGAGCCAGUGGGGAACAUUCAGGCCACUGUGGAAAUCCAGACAAGCCACAUUGCCAAGGGCUGUGACCGAGACAAUUACUCCGAGAAGGCCCUGCGCAAGCUUUGCGGAGCAUCCCCAGGGGACGUGGACCUUAUGCCACCCCCCAGUCCCAUCCAUAACUGGACUCACAGUCUCCCAGUUCAGGACACACAAGACAGCAGCCUUGUCUUUUGGUUUAAUGGAUCCCAAUCCGUGGAAGUUGCCCCCAGUCACCUACCAGCAGGGGGCAGAACUGCGGACCACCUGACUCUCUCGUUCUGGUUGAAGCACGCCGGGGGGAGCGGGGGACGGGCGGGGAAGGAAGAAGAGGUGCUUCUGUGUAACACGGUGCAGAAUGGAGAUGGGAGCUUCUCUCAUUAUACACUGGCUGUACAUGGCUGCCGGAUCUCCUUUCUCUAUUGGUCUCUUCUGGAAAGUGCCCGUCCUGUUAAGUUCCUUUGGAAACUGGAGCAGGUGUGUGACGUAGAAUGGCACCAUUACGCUCUCAGUCUGGAGUUCCCGACAGUCUCUCUGUAUGUGGAUGGAGUGACCUACGACCCUGCGCUUAUCCACGACAACGGUGCUCUCCCCCCUCCCAGGCGCCAGGCUCGGCUAAUGAUCGGGGGGUGCUGGGCAGAGGAGAAAUUGUCCGUUAAAGUGGACGACAACGAGACAACGAGAGUGACAGGCACAUUCCCAGGGCGCUUCCUGAGGGGCUACAUGUCGGGCCUGACCCUGAGGCUGGGGCCUGUGGAUUCCCGGGAGGUGAUCGAGUGCCUGUAUUCCUGUAAGGAGGGAUUGCAGUAUACGGAUUUCGACAGUCUGGGAAAAGGAAUGAAGGUUCACGUCAACCCAGCCCAGUCCCAGCUGUCCCUGGAAGGGGACGAUGCCCAUUCGUUUAGCCGCGCGCUACAGCACGUAGAGUACCUCAACUCAUUGCAGUUUCCCACCCCAGGAGUGAGGCCUCUCAAACUGCAGACUAUAGUCAAGUGCCCCAGUGAUGAAGGCUGUCUCUCAGUGCCAGAUUUGGAAGGAUACCUUGUAGUUUUGCAGCCCGAUGCUCCACAGGUUCAACUUUCUGGCUCGCCUCGCUCUGCACACCCCGUCUCUGACUUCCAGGGGCCAGUGGGGGUCCCCAUAUUCCCAGACCUGAAGAUUACCUGCUCAGUGUCUCAUCCCAUCAGCCCAAACAAGCAGGAGAGAGCUCCCAGGGCUGAUAUGCAGUCUCCUGAUGGGAUUGAGUGCUCUCUAGAAAAGUGUGAGGUUGGCGUGGUAGGAGAGGACCUGAACGUGGAGUAUGAAAGUCUGUCUGUGGAUGUCUCUUCUACAUGGCAACGUGGCCUUGAGAUGGAGAACAGCUCCAGGAGCCUAAAGAUCACAGGGGUGCAGAGUGUGGCUGUGUAUGAGGAUAUCCUGCGCGGCUUGACUUACCGAACAGUGGCUAGAGCAGCUUUAUUUGCCCGCAAAUUCCAUGUGUCCUGCAGCGAAAUGAAUGGGAGGUAUAUCAGCAACCAGCUAUAUACAGAGGUUGAUGUGUUACAUGGAAUCCACGCUGGGUCCCCCAAUCAUGUUCUCUCCGCCCAGCAAUUUGUCCAUAGUGCACACCAGGCCCCUGCAGAGUUAUCAGGCCACACGCUGGCCAAUCCCAACCCCAGCUCGGUCUUCCCAGGCGUGGCCAUGGUGAUAAUCAUUGUGUGUAUUGGCUUCUUGGCACUGAUUGUCACACUGGGCUUGUCACGGAUACACAGUGUGCGGCAAAGAGAUGGCAAUGAGGGGGCAGAGCUGGAGGCAGCGACUCAGAGAGAUACGUUCUGGGAAGACUCAGCCAUGACGAUUACUGUUAACCCAAUGGAGUCCUUGCAGUCUCGUGGCUUGGUAUCAGCACAGAAGGAGCCCGUAUCAGAGCGAAGGGAACCAAAUGAGGAAUCCGGUUGAUUGGACCCACGAAUGUUGUUUCUUCUCAUCCACCCAUCUGUGUACUUUUUUGCCUAUGUGUGAUUUCAGACUCUUUCCACUGGGGAUGCGCCACACAUCUCUCCAUAGGAUGAGUACUAGUCCCUGAAGAUCCGUACUGUGGGGGAGAGAGCACAGUUCAUCUUCUGUGGGGUGUGUGCCACCUUGUUACUCUCCUUUCUUUGUGGGAGGGGCUCCUUGGGCCUCUGUCGUUGUGGGAGGAGCUCCUUGGGCCCAUGAGUUUCCCCCCAUCAGCCUCUCACCUCUCUGUGGGUGUGUACCACCUUGUCGUUGUGGGAGGAACUCCUUGGGCCCAUGAGUUCCCCAAUGGCCUCUCACCUCUCUGUGGGUGUGUGCCACCUUGUCAUUGUGGGAGGAGCUCCUUGGGCCGCCCCUGUCAUUGUGGGAGGAGCUCCUUGGGCCCAUGAGUUUCCCCGACGGCCUCUCGCCUCCCUGUGGAGCGGGCGCCACAUUCCUCCAAUCAUUUCUGUGAGCUGUGCAUCAAAUCUGCCCCAUCUCUUCAUCCAACUUCCAUCUCCAGUUACUUUGUGAGCGUCACGUCCAUAGCUUGUGUGUUGGGAGGGAGGGGGGGGGGCUACCAACAUCCUGAUACUUUUCUAAGUCCGUUCUGCCGACUUUUAUUUCUUUCCUUUGAGCGUGUGAAUGUGUAUGCGGCGUUUGGCUGGCCGUAGCGCUCUGCCUCAUUCUGGGCGCCACCAACAACAUCAUUUCUCAGGGGGAAAAAAAAUCUAUCACAAAGUCUCAUUUCCUGAUGUCUCUGUGCGACUGUCUUGAGUGUGCCAUCUUUACACAUCCAGCCCCUGAGAGACUGCAACCUCUCAGCUGUCUCUUUCUCGCGCUCUCUCACCCAAUAGAUUUCACCGUUGCUGGAGAUCCGUUUCUGUGUUAUUACCGGUUCUUUAAAUCCUCCUCCAGCACAGGAUGAAACUUCACAGACUGACUUGGGCCACGUGCCCAACACAAUAACGCUGAGCUAACACUGUACAAACAGGAAGCCAUUGCAGUGUUACCCUUGUCCCUCACACUUUGUUCCUGUCUUUACUGUUGUGUUCCUCAAAAUCUCUCCUCCCCCUUCCCCCCCUCGCAUACCCAACUGCCUCUAUACCUGGGGUAUUUGCUGGAGGGGGUGGUUUCACGACAAUGAAUGAAAUAACGCACCAAUUUCUGGUAAAUAUAAAUAUAUAUAAAACACUAUAUAUAUAAAGAAAUAUAUAUAGAAAUAUAA
Molecule: messenger RNA, 4201 nt
Organism: Xenopus tropicalis (tropical clawed frog)
Lineage: Eukaryota; Metazoa; Chordata; Amphibia; Anura; Pipidae
Gene: clstn3
Product: calsyntenin 3
Biological process (GO): homophilic cell-cell adhesion
Cellular component (GO): membrane; postsynaptic membrane; endoplasmic reticulum membrane
Molecular function (GO): calcium ion binding
Source: RefSeq, marked provisional